AUGCUUGAGUGCCAAGAAUCUGAUCAUAAUGAGUAAGAAAUAUUAUAUGCUUGUUUAAAUAUGAAUUGUUAAGUGAAAAGAAGUUGUUGCUUAUAUUGUAUUUAAAAGCACAAUUUACAUAUGUAAGAUUUGAAAACAAUGAAACAAAUUAAAUUAUGGAAAAAAAAUACUUAUUAAGUUUAUGAAAUAUAUUCAAAAAAAAUAACUUAGAUUGUUGAAAUAAUGGGUUAAGCUGAAAAAUACUUAUCUAGUUUGGGUAAAGAUCUAGAUAAAUAAUUUGACGAAAUGAUAAAUGAGGAGUUUGAAAAAUAAGUUUGCAAUUUAUUAAAAAUUGAUUAAUUAUCAUCAUCUUUCAAUCAAUUAAUAUCUAAUUUAGAAACAUUAAUGGAACCUAUUUCUUAAAUAUUUUAAAAUGUUGAAGCCUCUUCAUAAGAGGCAAGUGUUAAGAUCUAGCCAACUCUAAAUAAUUUAAAUGCGAAAUUAAAAAGCACAGACAAAGAAUAAUAAAUAUAAAAAGAAAUAAAUUUAUAAAUUUAAGAGGCUAAGCAGGUCAAACCAAAAAGACAAAAAAAUAAAAUAUAUAGCUACUUAAAUUUAAUAGAAAAAACUCAUAAAUUAGAGAAGAGGAAUGAUUUUGAUAUUCACUAAUAUCCUAGGUAUAGUAAAUCAUCAUUUGAUAAUUUGGAACAAUACACAACCAUUAUUCUAGUUGGAACUUAAAGUUCAGAAAAGCAGAAUCUAAUAAACUUAUUUGUAAAUUAUUAUUAUGGUGUUUUAUUUUCAGAUCCAUAUAGAUUCGAAAUUAUUGAUGAUAUUGAUGUAACCAAAGAAAAACAAAAUGAGGAAUAUGAAAAAAUGAAAGUAUAUUAUAUUGCUCCAUAAAAUGAAAAAUCAGGGCUUAGAAUAAUAUAUACGCCGGAUUAUAGUGAUGAUCUUUGUUAUGAUGAUCAAAUCUUAUACUAAAGAAUAUAUGAAGUUAUUUCUAAUUCAGUUUCACUUAAUCAAAAUAUUCUAAUUGGAUUUGUUAUUCCACAAAAUGUAUAAAUAGGUUCAUUUUUUAUGUUGGAAUCUAUUUUAUGUAGAUUUUCAAAUAAAUUAAUCAAAAACAUAGUCUUUUUAUUUCCAGAUUGUACUGAUGAAUAUCCUAAAUAGAAGGAAAUAUUGUAAUCUAAAUCCGAAAUAAUUAAUGGAAUACCAUCUCCUGUGUUCGAAAUGAUGCCAACCAUGAAUAAUUUUUGUUAUCUCAAAUUUAACACUUCUGCAUUAUUUAUUGAUAAUAAAACCUAAGAGACCUAAUUUCUCUGGGAAAUGGGGAAGAAUAGUUUUUAAUUACUUCUUCAAAAUUAUUUAUAAAAUAAAUUUAACUACAAUAAACUAUAAGAAAUGAUACAAAAGUACGAUGAGUUUAUCAAGACAAGUACUCUAUUACCAUUGAGGGAAAAGUUUUUGGGGUUGUAUAAAAGGGAAGUUUAUGAUUUUGACAAUUUUGAAAAAAUUUAGAAUUUAAAAAACUAGUUAGAGUCAUACGUUUCAUAUCGGGAAACUAAAGACAAUUAUAAUUAUUAUGAUAUAAAGAACCCAGAAAAAAAUGAAGAAUUAAAAAAAAUUAUAGAGAAUUGUUGUAAAAGCUUAGUUCGGGAUUAUAGUACUUAAUAUAAGAGUCUUGAAUCUCUAACAAAAGACAAAAACUAUAGUUAAGGAUUUGAAGAAUUUUAUGAUCUGUUUAAACGGUUUUAGAAUAAAUAUAAUUCAUGGCGAUUAUAUUUCUAAUUUAAUUCAAUUUUAAUAUAGAUAAAUCACUGUUAAUGGAGAUAUUAUGAACAUUUAAUUUCAAAAGAAUAAAGUUAAAAGUUAGAGGGUUGGGACCAAAGAGUGAAACUAUUAACAAGUAGCAAAUUCUGUUAUCAUUCUGAUGGCUUUGCCCUGAUACCAAAUUUAGAUAAGGUUUUUAAAGAAUGGUUUGAUCAAUAUCUGUCUUUGAAAACUUAUUACCGUAGUUAAUCUUAUAGAAAUGAAUGGAGUAUAAAUGAUAAUAAGGAGUUAAAGAUUCAUGCAUAUAAUAAAAUAUUAUUUUGUAAUAAUGGUUCUGGAAUUAGUUGCAGAAUAGGCAAUGGUUGUGAUAAGGAGUUUGACAUUUUCCUUUAGAGAACUUGA
This is a messenger RNA of Paramecium octaurelia, 2154 nucleotides long. The record is from the annotation of a GenBank genome assembly. Lineage: Eukaryota; Ciliophora; Oligohymenophorea; Peniculida; Parameciidae.